AUGACCAUGGACCACAAGAGUUUCUCGGCGCGCUUCCGACGCAACCACAGAAAAACCAACGCCUCGCCGCCCUCGGCACACUCGCCAGUCGCUGUCACCACCGACGGCAGCGACUCUGCCGCCCACCCGCCGCCCGCACACGCGCCCCCAGUCCUCACCAUCACCACCACGGCCGCCGCCACGCCGCCGCGCUCCAGUCACAGCGACCACAGCAUCUUCCACCCGCCCAAGUCGCCCUUUCGCAACUUCCACUUCCGCUCUUCGCUCAAGCGCGCCCGCUCGCCCGCCCCCGCCGAGCUCCCGCACCCGACCUCGCCUGCUGUCGUCAACCAGGAUGGUACCGUCGAGCACGACAUGACGUCGCCCGACAAGAGUCCCGCCUCUGCGCGGACCCGUGCCAAUGGCGGGGAACACGGGAUCCAAGGGGAUGCAGAGACCGGGUCACUGCGCCAGCAGCAGCAGGAGCCGCAGCAGCCCAAGAUCCCCGCAUUCCUGACCAUGUCCGAGCAGGACAUCCUCGCAAAGUACACCGAGAUCACAUGGAACGAACGCAACCGCUUGUUCCGCGCCGUCACGAAUACGUCGCCGACCUUCAAGUUUGCUCGCGUAGACUCGGCCUUCCGAGAGCUCGACCGCUACGGCAACAUCCAGCCCUACAACAAUAAUCGUGUCAAGCUGCGCGUCCCGGACGGCAACCCCGACUACAUCAAUGCCUCGCCCAUCGCCCUGGACUCCCCCCUCAACCCCGACGGACGCCCGCCGCACAAGUACAUCGCCAUGCAGGGGCCGACCGAGAGGACGUCGGAGCACGUGUGGCGCAUGGUCUCGGAGCAGCUGGCUAGCCCGGCUGUCAUGGUCAUGCUGACCGAGACCCAUGAGAACAACAUGGAAAAAUGUUACCCUUAUUACCCGGACGCCGUGGACGAGACCCUCGAGGUCGGCGAGGACGACGAGUUCCAGGACGGGUUCCGCGCCCAGGUCAAGUGUGCCGAGAUAGAACAGAAGGCCGACGGCGCCAUCGAGAUGCGCAAGCUGACGGUCCACGUCGACGGCCGUGACGACGACAUGGAGGUCUGGCACCUCCUGUACAAGAAGUGGCCCGACUUUGGCGUGCCCGCGCUGGGCGAUAUUGACUCCUUCUUCGAGUUGAUGCGGCUUUCCCGCGAGAAGAAUGCCAGCGACGACAACCCCCGUAUUGUCCACUGCUCCGCUGGUGUCGGCCGCAGCGGGACUUUCAUCGCCCUGGAGCACUUGAUGCGCGAGAUCGACUCGGGCGACCUGGAGCGGUACGACGAGGCCCGGGGCGCCGAUGCCUCGGAUCUGGUGUUUGACACGGUCAACGAGCUGCGAGAGCAGCGCAAGAUGAUGGUCCAGGCCGAACCGCAGUAUAUCUUCAUCUACCAGGUGCUGCGGAAACAGUGGCUGGACAAGUAUGGCGAUGCGGAUGGCGUAGGAGGCGAGCCGGCGGCGAAACGGCUCGAGGUCGGCCAUGAUCCUUUCGUCGAGGACAACUAG
Molecule: messenger RNA, 1515 nt
Organism: Neoarthrinium moseri
Lineage: Eukaryota; Fungi; Ascomycota; Sordariomycetes; Amphisphaeriales; Apiosporaceae
Exons: 2
Coding region: 1-1515 (504 amino acids)
Biological process (GO): protein dephosphorylation
Molecular function (GO): protein tyrosine phosphatase activity
Source: RefSeq, a predicted model, not a curated record